Molecule: messenger RNA, 720 nt
Organism: Miscanthus lutarioriparius
Lineage: Eukaryota; Viridiplantae; Streptophyta; Magnoliopsida; Poales; Poaceae
Source: the annotation of a GenBank genome assembly
AUGAAGCAAGUGGUCAGUCAGAGGCUUGAUAUCCAAAAGGAAGCCCUGGCUGAACGCUAUCUGGGACUACCCACGGAGGCAGGAAGAAAUUUGAGCGACUGUUUUGAAUACCUGCCAUCCCAGGUGAAAGGUAGAAUUGAAAGUUGGUGCGGACGUGAGGCAAGUUGUGCAGGUAGAGAGGUUUUGAUUAAAUCAAUUGCCCAGGCGGUACCCACUUAUUCUAUGAGUUGCUUUCUUCUACCUCUCAAUAUAUGCAACAAGAUGAGAAGUGCUGUGGCCAAUUAUUGGUGGGGUAGCUCUGCUGAUAACCGACACAUGCAUUGGAUGAGUUGGGAGCGUCUUAAUCAACCGAAACACAAAGGAGGCAUGGGUUUUCGGGACAUGAGGAGUUUCAACUUGGCAAUGCUUGGAAAGCAAGGUUGGCGCCUCAUCACGAGACCAAACUCACUUUGUGCGAGAGUUCUUAAAGGGCGCUAUUAUCAUGACACAGAGUUCUUGAGGACUACCCGGAAAAAGCACGCGAGCAGUACGUGGAGGGCGAUCCUAGCAGGCCUAGAUGUACUACAACGGGGUCUGAUCAGAAAGGUGGUCGAUGGAGAUUCUACUGCUAUUUGGGGUGAUCGAUGGAUAGCAGACCACUUUGAUGCUAGGCCAAUCACACCAAGAGUUGCCGGGCAUCCGAAUCUGGUUUCUGAACUGCUGACAACUAGCGGAUCCUAG